GACGAUUGUGCUCAGGUUGCAAAACAUCUCAGAAUAAUACGCAAACCAAGUUCGGCUUACUCGAAGCGCAGUUGACGCCCUCGACACUUCGGAAUUCUAUCAGGAAGACUGAGAAUCUGACAUCAUCUCCCUACCCGAAGAUCUGUUUCGGGAGUUUGCCAUUAUGUCUCGUGCAGGAACUUGGCUGAAGAUGCUCGGGGUCGGCGUUGUCUGCUGUGUUGGCGGCCCGGCUUUCGUGCAGUAUAUCCGUCCUACCGACGAGGAAUUGUUCAAGCGUUACAACCCCGACCUUCAAAAACGGAGUCUGGAGGAAGGCGACCGUCGAGCACGCGAUUUUGACGAAUAUGUUACCAAGUUGAAGGAGUGGUCCAAGUCCGACAAGCAUAUUUGGAUUGCCGCCCAAGAACAACAGGAACAGAGACUCUUGGAAGCUCAGACACAGAACACACAGGCGAAGGAAGAUGCUAGGACACAGAAGGAGGAGAUGCGGAAGGAGCUGUUGGGUGGAAAAUAAGGGGCCUAUGAAGGAAUACUUCUGGAUUCAAGCACGCUGGCUGGCUUGUCUGGGGGAGAAUUUUAUUGUUGAUUCUGCGGUUUGCAGAUCGUGCUUGGUUGAAAGACGGGAUAUCUCGUUUUUUUUUUAAAGUUAUCUUCCACAGUAUCAUGUAUUUAUACCCCAUGCCGGAGGCUUGGGGAACUGAAAAGCAGUCUAUCGGCAGAUUGUGGGCAAAGGCAUGUGAGGAGUUACAUGGGUG
Messenger RNA from Aspergillus homomorphus CBS 101889, 755 nucleotides. RefSeq lists its product as uncharacterized. The record is from RefSeq and is a predicted model, not a curated record. Gene Ontology annotation, biological process: mitochondrial respiratory chain complex III assembly. The transcript is spliced from 3 exons. Gene Ontology annotation, cellular component: mitochondrial membrane. Lineage: Eukaryota; Fungi; Ascomycota; Eurotiomycetes; Eurotiales; Aspergillaceae. Bases 164 to 514 code for a protein of 116 amino acids.